Molecule: messenger RNA, 4164 nt
Organism: Ictalurus furcatus (blue catfish)
Lineage: Eukaryota; Metazoa; Chordata; Actinopteri; Siluriformes; Ictaluridae
Gene: snphb
Product: syntaphilin b
Exons: 5
Coding region: 1029-2999 (656 amino acids)
Biological process (GO): neuron differentiation
Cellular component (GO): mitochondrion; cytoplasmic microtubule
Source: RefSeq, a predicted model, not a curated record
UAGAAACGACAAUAGAUUGAAAUAUAUGUUAAUGAUCUAUUCUGUCUUGGAGUUUCCGUUGGUGUGAUUGUCUUCAAAUUACUAAGGUAUGUUUAAGCAUGCUUAUAUCUGCAAAAGUGAUUGUAAAACUUUUGCAGAUAUAAGAAUUUGUAUAAAAGUAUUUGUAGUACUAAUAAUAGUAUUAAACAUAGUAUUAAUAACUAUUAAUUAGGAUCAGUAACAUCUUUGCUUCUGGUAGAGCCCAGCUCUCUGCCUCUCUGUCUUGUCUCUCUCCUCAGAUUCAAUCCUCUGAAGGCCCUGCAGCCCAAAUGGCGCUUGCAGCAAAUACUGUCCUCUCCUUCUGCACUCCCUCCACUAAUAGGCAUCCACAACCUUUUUUCUGAAGGCCCUACAGAACUCUUUAGAUCUUGGCAUGAUGACACACACCUCAAUGACAAAGGGAACACCAGACACUAGAUUUGAGAGGAGUAUAAAUAAAACAAGGUUCCACCUGCACUCCCUAAGCAGCUUCUAAUCACUGGCAACCAAUCUUGAACACCUGAUUCUAAUUGUAUGGAUUUUAAUGUUUUUUCUGUUUUUUUUUCCAUUUAAAUUGUGAAAAUUACUACAAAAUGUCAGCUUUAUGUGUCAUUUGAUAUGAGUGUAUCAACUUUAUUAAUAGGAACUGUUUCAAAGAGGGAUCAAAUGUUUGCUUGUCCAAACAUGUCGAAAAAGUCAACAAUUUCCAUGGGAUGUACUUAUUUUUUCACAUGACCGUAUGUACACUAUCUCUGUAAUAUUGCUAUUAUUUGAAUGUUUUUUGGUUGGUUGGUUGGUUGUUUAUGGCUGCAUUCACUGCAGUUAAGUCAAUAUGUAGCUUUUCCUUUUUAUCUAACCUCUUUCUUUUUUUAACUGUAUCUUAUUGGUGUCUGGGAAAACGAAUAAAUCCAUGUAACAAGACUGUUUAGAUUAAAACAGGAUAUUGGAUCACAAGCGACCCAACAAUUUACAGGUGUGAGUGUAUGCAGUUACGUGUAGUCUCAUGAGUAAUGGUGUGUUCUUGUAUGUGGGUCAGUUUUGACUAUUGCAGGUUUAUAGAGCUAGACUACAUCCCCAUGGAGGCAGGCAUUAUGGUCUCUAUGAGGCAGAGCCGAGGAUUUUUGACCCCCAAGUCUCCGGAGCGCCACUCUCGGCGGAGUCCAGCGCCUAUCAGUAACCGUGAUCCCUAUGGCAAUGCCUCUCUCAGCAGCAGCAGCAACUCAGGAUCAUGCAAGGGGAGUGACUGCAGCCCCACCCCCAGGCGCCAUAUGAAAUACACAUCCUGCACGGAUAACCAUGGUAUUAAGCCACCUCCUCCUGAGCAGUACCUGACCCCUCUGCAGCAGAAAGAGGUGUGCAUCAGACAUCUGAGGGCACGGCUCAAAGAGACUGUUGAACGACUUCAGGACAGAGACACAGAGAUAGAUGAGUUGCGGACUCAAUUGUCCCGGAUGCAGGAGGACUGGAUUGAGGAGGAGUGCCAUCGUGUUGAGGCCCAACUGGCCUUGAAGGAGGCACGGCGGGAGAUCCAGCAGCUGAAGCAGGUCAUUGAUGUUGUACGCUCCAGCCUGGGUGAGGCAGACUCUGGUGUGCAGAAGUGCUUCCAAGACAUCAAUGUCCAGAACCACAAGUUGGAGACUCUGCUGCAGAGCAUGGAGCUGGCACAAGCCGGAGUGGCAAAAGUUGCAGAGGCCCCAGCUGGGGGUGGGGCGGUGGGGGCAGGGCCGUGGGUUGGUGAGGGGUCAGUGGGCUCUUGUGAAGAUUCACCAGCCCGCUCACUAACACACAGCUCUACCUACACCAAACUGAGUGAACUGGCACCAGCCGAACGCAAUGAAAGUGGCAGUGGCUCAGAUAUGGCGUGCUGUCUGUCAGCGGAGGGUACUCAGGACAGUGGUUUUGUAUGCUGUGGGGAGAUGGAAGGGAGUGGAGCCACAAGGGCUGAGCUGCUGCUGGAGGCUGCUUGCCUAUCAGAGGAAACAGCAUCACUGCUGAGCACUUGCUCACGCCUGCCACACUCAGCUACCUAUGAGGCACAAUGCUGUGGAGAGACAAGGAUGUUACCAUUGCACUGCAGCCUUGGUAGACCUGCCGGAGGAGAGGCAGCCAUGAGUAUCAGCCACCCCUGCCUGUCGCAUCACCACCUGUACCUUCACCACCUACGAGAACAGGCAAUUCAGACAGAAUAUGACUCUGGACCAGCCUCAGCCCCUGUCCGUGGAGCUGCUUUUGGCUCUGACUUGGACACUAUUGCUGAGGUUCGCACUUUCCGCUCUCAGGCCUGCAGCCCCACCUCUACUUGGCUGUCAGAUGAGGGUGACGCUCUAGACUCAGUCACUACAGAGUCUGUCAUCAUGGCCACAGCUGGGGAGAAAGCCAUUUUCACAGAGACUGUCUCCACCGAGUCAGCCCUGGCGCUAGGUGCCGCUGAGUCUGCUGUGACAAUGGCUGUUGUUGAUGAUUAUUUUGCUGUGUUGCCCACUGCAACAGCAAUGCCAGAGACUGAUUCUGCACCAAAUCCAUCUACUCAAGAUCCACCCCCAAGCCCUGAUUCUGCCUCCUGCCCUGUGCCAGUGACACCACUGGUGGAGGAGAAUGGAGAGCCCACCCCACAAACCACCCAGCCACAGUGUGUAGGCUCACAGGCCAACAUCAAUGGGGUCACUGUUGUAGAGGUAGAUGAGGAUAGUGAAGAAGACAAAGACGAAGGGGCAGCCAGCGCAACAGGCUCUGGCUGUGGUAUGCCUGUAAAGAGCUACUGGAGCCGCCAUUUUUUAGUGGAUCUCUUGGCUGUGGCAGUGCCAGUGGUACCCACAGUGGCGUGGCUGUGUCGGGGCCCACGGCGUGGAGGCCAGCCCAUGUACCACAUUGGAUCAUUGCUGCGUGGUUGCUGUACCGUAGCCCUGCACUCUCUGCGCCGAGGGGGAGGUAUGCGCCAUUACCCUGCAGGGGGAGGUGGGGCUGGAGGCAUAAGUAUAUGAGCUCAAACCUUGAGUACCAGAGAGGAUCCUCAAGCUGCUCAUAAUGCUGUUUGCAGAUCAGGCUGGCAGAGACUGUGGGGUGUUAAUGAACAGUUGACAGGUUAGGCAGCAAGAUUAGCACUGCACCUUGAUCAUUCGUUAAAUCCUAAGCAUCACAGCUCUAGUCCAGAUAUAGAGUGUAGUCCUGAUAUAGGACAGAAGCAAGUGGGAGAGGUGUUUUAAUAAUAAAUCUUCAUUGAAAACAUGCCAGUCCUUUCUGGUUUUAUAAAAUGGUACCAUUUACUUUCAAAACCUCAUCUGUGACCAUGUUAUCCACGAUUUGUUGUCAGGACAAGAAGCUGCUGAUGGUCAUCUGACAAACAUGAACAAGGUUGUUGGUAUUUUCAGAAGUAUAAACAGGGUGAAGAACACAAUGUCUAAUUCUAUGUCUUCCUGUCUCCUGAUCCCGUGUUGUACUCUUCUGGUCGAAUCCAAUAAGAUGGGGGUUUAAAAAAACUAUAUGUGAGUGUUAAUACAUCUGAGUUUGUGUUUGUGUUGUGUUGUUGUGCAGUGUAGCUGAAGCACCUGAACAACUGGAGAUGAUUGAUGCUGCGAUUGUUGUAGGUGCAUGGUUAGUUCUCCCAUUAUAGUACUGCUAAUCUAUUUAAAAGCUUCACAUAGACUACCGGUGUUCAAGGUGGCUUCUCCUGCUAGAACAUGAUUCAUAGGCAAAAAAGUACAUGAAACAUAUUAGCUUUAUUGUGUUAUUCUAAACCAAAAUGAGUGUCUGAAAGACAAAGUACAGAAUUACUAUUAGAGGACUUUUGGGCUUCUAGAUGGGCUACAUUUGCAAAAAUUAAAGCAUUGAAGGAUGCAUGGAGAACAAGCAAUCAUACAAUGUUUAUAGUAAUAAUAAUAAUGAAGUUUAAUUAUGAUGAUCAGAAUUUAAGAACAUGUCUAUAGAUCUGUUUCUGUAUAGGUACAUUUCAUGUUUUUUUGCACUUUGAGAAUUUGUCAAUGUUAAUAGUCCCUGUACUGUAGUUAUGCUGAUAGUGUCUCAUUUUUCAGUGUUUUGUGUUACUCAAGUGUCCCCAUGUACAGUGGGGGAAAUAAGUAUUGGACACAUCAACAUUUUUUUCAGUAAGUAUAUUUCCAAUGAGCCUAUUCACAUGAAAUUUUCACCAGA